AUUUAGUUUUCAAAAUACAAAGCUUUUGGAAUAAUCAUUUAGCUCCUUAUGGAAUCUCAAUCUCAUAAGGAUAUGGUGGAAUCAGAAUAUCAAUAAGCAAAAUUUGGUACAUUGUUUCAAAACAUUUGUCUUGAUUCACAUUUUAUUUGUUCCUCAUUUUCCACCAUUUUCCAAAACCAAAAAAAACAAUUAACAAAUAAAGAUAUGUAUUCGACCAGAUUAUAAAAGCACGAGAUACUAUAAACUCGAAUUAGGAUCUGAAAAUCCCCUAACGCUAACAUCUCUAGCAGAUAAAAAUAUUAAAUUUAUAUCCGAAGAGAGUAGAGAGAAGGUGACUACAGAUUCUAAUGCCGAAAAAGCCUCGUGCCGGAUAAAAAUCAGGAAGAAAAAUGACGGAUAAGUUGCUUAGGAGAACCCUAAAGAACAAACCCUAUGGUUUUUUUCAAUAUAGCGCAGCUAUGACUCGACACGCUUCCAUUGAGAUUUUUUGGAAGGCGAUCUUAAGGGCUGCGCGCUAUACAAUUGAGAAGAACACUGUUCUAAAACAUAGACCCUAAUUCGCUACGAAUGCCAUAGGAAUUCAGACAAGAGCAGCGAGUAAGCUUUAUAUAUGGGAGACAUGUUCUGCCCUAAUCCAGCCUCCUACGUGUCUUCUGAAUAUUGAACUUAAGGCCCAUUGUAAGCCCAUAUAACAUGAUCGUCACAAAGAUACUACUGGAAAUGUCACACAAGUGUCUCGUGUCAAAACAUUUCGAUGGAAUGAUUUAGGAAAAUAUGUUUAGUACUGUUACAAAAACAAAUCUGACAAGGAUAUGUAUGCGUUAGAUAGGUUAGUAUAAUAACUGGAUUUUGUCACUAAUAUCUGUUACAUGUCAACAUAAUUAGAUGGGAAUGGAUUAAAAAGUAACGGAUUUUUUGUUAAUGCAGUAUUUAUAGUUUAUAGUUUUAUACCAACAUUACGUUUUGACUUUACCAUUAUUAUAAAACAGAUUAUCUAACAAGGAUAUGUGAGUUACAGCACUGUCUACAAAUAUUUACUUCACAAAACAGCUGUGAUGCAACUUCAAACGAAUAUUCAGUUAUGUAAUACAUUCCAAAAAUAUAAUGUUCGACAGUUAUCAAAGAUCACACUCCUCUUCACCCUCCCUAUAUACAUCUCUCGUCUCAUCCAUCACAAAACACAAAAGAAAACAGAUUGUAAGUCGACAUGAGUUCCCUCCAAGACGCGAAAAAUGGGGCGGUGUUAGAGACGCAGUCGUCGUCUUCCACGGUGGUGGUACAUAGUGGUGAACCAUCACCGCUUAGAAAAAUCAUAUCUGUAUCUUCUAUCGCCGCCGGUGUACAGUUCGGGUGGGCUCUACAGCUAUCUCUCCUGACUCCGUACGUGCAGCUUCUCGGAAUCCCGCACAAGUGGUCCUCCCUCAUCUGGCUAUGUGGUCCCAUCUCCGGCAUGCUUGUACAACCAACCGUCGGUUACUACAGCGACCGAUGCACGUCAAGAUUCGGUCGUCGCCGGCCCUUUAUCGCUUCCGGAGCCGUCCUGGUGGCCGUCGCUGGUUUACUCAUCGGAUACGCCGCUGAUCUCGGCAAGCUAGCUGGAGACAAACUCGACGAGACAGUGAAGGUACGUGCCAUAUGGUUCUUCGCUCUUGGUUUCUGGAUCCUGGACGUAGCCAACAACACUCUCCAAGGACCUUGCCGCGCGUUUCUAGCGGAUUUAGCCGCGGGAGACGCGAGGAAAACGCGGACCGCAAACGCGUUUUUCUCGUUCUUCAUGGCUGUCGGAAACAUUUUGGGGUACGCGGCGGGAUCGUACACCAACCUCCACAAGAUGUUUCCGUUCACGAUGACUAAAGCGUGCGAUGUAUACUGCGCGAAUCUCAAGAGCUGUUUCUUCCUUUCCAUCAUUCUCCUCCUAGUCCUCACCGUUGUGUCGCUCUAUUACGUCAAAGACAAGCAAUGGGAGAAAGAAGACUCCGAUGUGAAGACACCGUUCUUCGGCGAGAUCCUUGGAGCGUUCAAGGUGAUGGAACGUCCCAUGUGGAUGUUAAUAAUAGUCACGGCGUUGAACUGGAUCGCUUGGUUCCCUUUUCUUUUAUUCGACACUGACUGGAUGGGUCGAGAGGUGUACGGUGGAGACUCGGGUGGAAGUGAAAUAACGAAAAAGCUUUAUAACCAAGGAGUACACGUUGGUGCGUUGGGACUGAUGUUAAACGCGAUCGUUCUUGGGUUCAUGUCGCUUGGUGUUGAAUGGAUUAGUAGGAAGAUGGGUGGAGCUAAACGGCUUUGGGGAGUUGUUAACUUUAUCCUUGCAGUGUGUUUAGGCAUGACUGUUUUGGUUACAAAGUUGGCUGAGGAUCACCGGAGAACCGCCGGUGAAUUUGCCGGUCCGACCAAUGGUGUUAGAGCUGGGGCAUUGACUCUAUUUGCUCUUCUUGGUAUUCCACUUGCUGUCACUUUCAGUAUCCCCUUCGCACUAGCUUCCAUAAUAUCAAGUAGCUCUGGCGCCGGCCAAGGACUUUCAUUGGGAGUUCUAAAUUUGGCAAUCGUGAUACCACAACUGGUGGUGUCACUUGGAUCUGGACCGUUCGAUUCGUGGUUUGGAGGUGGAAACCUACCAGGAUUUGUGGUCGGAGCUAUUGCAGCGGCACUCAGUGGCGUAGUCGCAUUAACCGUUCUUCCUUAGUUUAAAGUUUUAUAUAUGUAUGAUAUAUCAAUGCCAGCUCUAAUAAUUUAAUACCCCUAGAGCAAGAACAAAAUGUUGUCCAUGUUUAAAUGAAUGUUCCUCUCUGUAAAAACUUCCUUGUUUUACACAUAUAACUGUUAUGAUAUCAUCAGCU
Brassica napus (rape) is the source of this 2840-nucleotide messenger RNA. Its product is annotated as putative sucrose transport protein SUC6. Gene Ontology annotation, molecular function: sucrose:proton symporter activity. Lineage: Eukaryota; Viridiplantae; Streptophyta; Magnoliopsida; Brassicales; Brassicaceae. Gene Ontology annotation, cellular component: vacuole; plasma membrane. The transcript has 4 exons. The coding region runs from base 1208 to 2686 and encodes 492 amino acids. The record is from RefSeq and is a predicted model, not a curated record. Gene Ontology annotation, biological process: sucrose transport.